Molecule: messenger RNA, 583 nt
Organism: Rubroshorea leprosula
Lineage: Eukaryota; Viridiplantae; Streptophyta; Magnoliopsida; Malvales; Dipterocarpaceae
Source: the annotation of a GenBank genome assembly
AUCAGCAAUUCACUCUCUCAGCUUCCUCAAAAAACAAAAAAUUCUAGUUUUGCUGAAUUAAUUCAUUGAUGAUGGCUAGCUUUGUUGCUUUCAAGCUGGCUUGUGUGGUAUUGGUGUUUAUGGUGGUGAGUGCACCGUUGGUUCGAGCCAUAACAUGGAAUGAGGUGGUGAGUCAGCUGGUACCGUGCCUGAAUUACCUGAGGAACGGAGGGGCUGUAUCUGUUCCCUGCUGCACUGGUGUGAAGGCCAUUAAAGCAGCUUGCAAUUCCAAACCCGCCUUUGCACUCCCGGGCAAGUGUGGAGUCACCUCUCCUUACCCAAUCAGCCCCAACACCAACUGCAUGCGAUACGAUAUGAAGUAUCACCUGCAUAAAGGAAAGAAGAAGAAAUAAAUUCUAUGGGCGUUGAGGUGUCCCGAUCGAGUGACUCAUUGCCCUUGUUACUGUAUGAGAAUUAGUUAAACUAUUAAAUGUAUGUUCCAUCUUGUUUAAUUCUUUUCUUUGUAUGUUCUUCUCUUCAGCUUAAAGGUGACAGGCACGCUAAAUUUGCACUCUUCUAAACGAAAUAACAGGAAUUAAGUUGA